AUGUCCGAGUACAAGAAGGCGCAAGCCCGUGUCAGGGACCUGGUUGAAAAGCGCAGGAUGCUGGAAAGACGCCUGACGCAAGUUGAAGACGGAAUCGCGCAGAAGGAAACGGCCUACCUCGACAGCACACCGAACGGGAACAUCAUCACGGGCUUUGACAACUAUAUGAAAGGCAUGAGCGGCGCGGCCGCACAGCGACGAAAGGUCGGACCAGUGGAGCAAAACAGAGUCUUUUCGCGAUCGUCAAUCUCAUACCGACCUAACAAUCUUGAGGGUAUAACUCCCGGAUCAGGGGGCUCAACGCCAGCUGGCGCGACUCCAUCAUCUGCGGCGUUCCGAGAGGGGCCAUCGAAUCUCCCGACGCCGACAUCUACGACUGCGAUCAAGAACGCGAGCAAGUCAAAGAAGAAGACGACCGAGCCUGAGGAUAGCGAAAACGAUACAUCGACGAGCAAGAAGCGAACGAAUUUUGGAGCGCAGCGCAAGUAG
Fusarium sp. VM40 is the source of this 489-nucleotide messenger RNA. The record is from the annotation of a GenBank genome assembly. NCBI's taxonomy places the organism in Eukaryota, Fungi, Ascomycota, Sordariomycetes, Hypocreales, Nectriaceae.